Pistacia vera is the source of this 3133-nucleotide messenger RNA. RefSeq lists its product as uncharacterized. The record is from RefSeq and is a predicted model, not a curated record. The transcript is spliced from 8 exons. Lineage: Eukaryota; Viridiplantae; Streptophyta; Magnoliopsida; Sapindales; Anacardiaceae. Bases 2202 to 2996 code for a protein of 264 amino acids. Gene Ontology annotation, molecular function: electron transfer activity. Gene Ontology annotation, cellular component: plasma membrane.
CCUAUGCUGGCAGGCUCCAACUGAUCAUCUCGGUGCUCUCUUCUUUUCAAGUCUACUGGGCUUCGUUGUUUGUCCUUCCCAGUUGAAAUGGUGACUAAUGCUAUGGAGAAAUUGAUGCGUUCCUUUCUGUGGUCAGGGAGUGAGCUGAUAAAAGGUAAGGUGAGAGUUGCUUGGAAGGAUGUGUGUUAGCCCAAGAAUGAGGGGGGACUGGGUAUUCGGCCUCUGAGAAGGAGAAAUUAUUCCCUGAUGGCUUAUCAUCUCAGGAGCAUUUUGUUGAGGAGAGAGUCUAUGUGGGUUAAGUGGGUUCAUACAUAUAGGCUGCGGGGAAAAAAAUUUGGACUGUUCGAGUUGCUUGGGAUGCCAGCUGGGGCUGGGCUUAAAUUCUCAGUACGAGGGAAGAAUUUAGAAAGCACAUAAGGGUUAAUGCGGGUGCAAAAUACAUCCUUGUGGUACGACAAUUGGCACCCGAUGGGCCCUUGGAAAUGAUCAGUCCUUACAGAAUUUUCUUUAACUCGGGUCUAACUCCAGAAGCCAAGGAUGGAGAGAUAUUUCAAUAAAAGUCAACAAAGAUCUCAACACUUGAACAAGAGGAAAAUAUUUCUGAUUCAAGUAAAAAUGUGGAUGCUGAUUUGUGAGAUCUUCCUGCGGAUCUAGGCUUAAGACCUCGAAUUUCAGAUUAUAAUCCUAAUAUUGAAGAUCAAAUUCAAAGAAUAUAUUUGAAAAGGGGUCUUUGUCAACCUAAGGGCCAUGAGUUUCCUUCUAGGUAUUUUGGUGGAUUUUCAAGACGUUUUGUUGUUUCUUGGUUUAGUGAAUUUGAUCAAUGGUUGGAAUAUAGUGCAGUAAAAGAUGCUACGUUCUGUCUUUAUUGUUAUCUUUUUAUGCCAGAUGGUGAUAAAGGGGGUGGUGAUCGCUUUGUUGGUCAAGGGUUUUCAAAUUGGAAAAAGAAAGAAAAAUUGAAUAUUCACAUUGGAGGUUCUAAUAGUACUCAUAACUAAGCUCGAAGAAUGUGUGAAACAUUAUUGAAUCAAGAUCAACAUAUUCAGAAAUUUUUUUAUCGACAUUCUUUUCAAGCACGAGCAGAGUAUCGAACUCGUUUAAAUGCUACAGUUGACUAUCUUCGUUUUCUUUUAAGGUGAGGACUAACAUUUUGUGGUUAUGAUGAAUCCUAUCAUUCAAGCAACUGAGGGGAUUUUCUCGAGUUUCUACAAUUUCUUGCUAAUCAUAAUUAAGAUUACAAUGCUGUUGCUUUCAAGAAUGCUCCUGAUAAUCUCAAAUUGACAUCACCCGAGAUUCAAAAAGACAUUGUAAGUGCUGCUUUAAAUGAAAUCGUAAAUGCUAUCAUUAGAGAUUUUAUAGAUUCAUUAUUCGCUACAAUGAUUGAUGAAUCUCGUGAUUUUUCUAGGAAGGAACAAAUGAUUAUUGUCUUACAUUAUGUUAACAAGAAUGAACUUGUUGUGGAGCGUUUUUUAGGUGUUGAACAAGUUACUAGUACCACAACUCUCUCACUCGAGGCAACAUUUGAUAAUUUCUUAUCAAGGCAUGGGUUGAGUUUUUCUAGAUUGCGAGGACAAGGUUAUGGUGAAGUUAGUAAUAUGCAAGGAGAAUUUAAUAGUUUGAAGACACUAGUUUUGAAAGAGAAUAGAUGUGCUUAUUAUAUUCAUUGAUUUACCCAUCAGCUUCAAUUGACUCUUGUGGCUUUGGCAAAGAACCAUGAUGAUGUUAAUGAUUUUAUUAAUAUCGUGACGAUUGUGGUUAAUAUCGUCGGUGCUUAUUAUAUUCAUUGUUUUGCCCAUCGACUCUAAUUGGCUCUUAUGGCUUUGGCAAAGAACCAUGAUGAUGUUAAUGAUUUUUUUUAAUAUCGUGACGAUUGUGGUUAAUAUCGUCGGUGCUUCGUUAAAGCAUUGUGAUUUUCUUGGAGAUAAGCAAGCUUGUAAAGUUAUUGAAGCUCUUUCUAGUGGUGAACUUUCAAAUGGAAAAGGCCUCAAUCAAGAGACUAAUCUACAACGUGCCAGUGAUACGCGUUGGGGCUUGCAUUAUGGUACGGGUGAUCACAACGUAAGGCUCAAGGUAUCGCAAACGUGCAUCAUUACCGCAUUGAAUUAUUUUAUAAUGUCCUAAAUAUGCAGCUUCAAGAGUUGAAUAAUCGUUUCAAUGAGGGAAGUGGAACGUGAUUGCUGUGCUUAGCGGAGAGGUUAUAAGUUAUGGCUGGAAGGAAGACAAGGAAGACUGAAGUUCUAUUGGUAAUGACAUUGGCACUAUCUCUAUGUGCUGUUUUUGCUGAUGCCACAACAAAUUUUGCUGGGAAUGUUGGCUUGACUCCGUAUUACCGUCGGGAAUGGACUGGCAACCACAAUUUCCAUGUCAAUAACUCUCAAGUGAUCAAGCUGAGUCAACCAGGAACACGAUUCUUCAUCUCCGGUGGACCUGCGGACUGCAAAAUGAAGCUCUACAUCGAUGUGCCCUCUCGGACUAGGCUCACUACCGUCAAGAACAACAGCUGUUGCUCGCAGCAAGAACUUUUGUUUCCUCCAGUGGUGAAGCAAAUGGGUGCUAAAUUUAUGUUUCUCCUAAGCUUCACAUAUGCUGCACCAACAACUCAUCACGUUGGUUACACUUCAGGUUGGCAUCGAGCUUACUACGCUAUGUUUCUCUUAAUCCAGCACUUAAGCUUCGCAAAUGCUGCGCCAAGAACUCCAAAAAUUCAUUAUGUUGGCGACUCUUUGGGUUGGGAUCUUGGUUUGAAUGUUCAACAAUGGGCUGAUUCCAAUACAUUUUCCGUCGGAGAUACUUUAGUAUUCCAAUACACCGUAGAGCAUGACGUGCUAGAAGUGGGGCAAUUGGGUUACAUCAACUGUGAUGCAACGAACGCAAUCCAAGGACACAACAAUGGUUUCACCCGGAUCAAAUUGACUCAGCCAGGCCCACGAUUCUUCAUCUGCAGUCAACUUAGUUACUGCAAUAAUGGCCUCAGGAUGGAGGUAGACGUUCGCCCCUAAGGGGGCGUUUGGUUUAGGGAAUAUUGUAUUAUUGGAAUGUUAUAUUAAUGAAAAAAUAGAUAACCUUGAAGAUUAUUGAAAAUCUUAUUAAAAAUAUGUUUGGUUGAAUAGAAUUAAAUUGAUGGAUAUGUUAUAUU